UAAAUACACUAGGAUGCGCCAAACUAAUAUCGGACGGAUGUGAAUAAAUGUAUUCUUAAGAUCAUCAUAAGAAAAUUUAAUUUUAAUGCACCAAAAUUGAUUCAAAGAUAUUUUUAACCCUAAAUACUAAAAAAUAAUGCAUCGACUUAGUUUUCCCUGUCCGGCUCUCUCAGUUUGUUGUGUGUGAUCUCCUUACCGCUUUUUAAACACCCAUGCAUUGCCGCCAAAGGACAUUGGUCGGCUGGAAACUUGAGCCGAACGGAGUUGAUGCCUCUCCCUUCUCAAAAUCGCUCGUUCUACAAUUCGCUCAUUCAGUUUUCACAGCACAAAAACCUCCAAAAAGGCCGGGCUCUCCACGCUCAGAUAAUAAAAGGCGCUUCUUCCUCUUCUUGCAUAUACCUUGCCAACAGUCUCGUCAAUUUCUAUGCCAAAUGCGGGCAUUUACCCAAAGCCAAGCUCGUAUUCGAACAAAUUCGUGACAAAGAUGUGGUCUCGUGGAAUUGCCUUAUCAAUGGCUACUCCCAACAUGGCCCUGCAGGCUCCUCCAUUGUCAUGGAUUUGUUUCAGCGUAUGAGAGCAGAGAACACGUUCCCGAAUGCUCACACUUUUUCUGGCGUUUUCAAUGCCGCUUCAAACUUGUCCUGCACUUUGGGCGGCCAGCAGGCCCACGCUCUUGCCAUCAAAGCGGCUGGUUUUUAUGAUGUUUUUGUUGGGAGUUCUCUCCUUAACAUGUACUGUAAAGCGGGUCUACUUUUGGAGGCUCGCAAGGUGUUUGAUAGAAUGCCUGAGAGGAACGCUGUUACAUGGGCUACCAUGAUUUCUGGUUAUGCAAUUCAACGGCUGGCUGGAGAUGCUUUGAGGCUUUUUGAAUGGAUGCGUAGAGAAGAUGAGGAUUUGAAUGAGUAUGUGUUCACUAGUGUGCUUAGUGCUUUGGCCAUUCCUGAAUUCAUUGAUAGUGGCAAACAGAUACAUUGCCUAGCGGUUAAAAGCGGUCUGCUAGCAUUUGUUUCUACUUUAAACGCACUUGUUACCAUGUAUGCUAAAUGUGGGAGCUUAAACGAUUCUCUUCAAGUGUUUGAGAUGUCAAGUGGUAAGGAUUCUAUCACAUGGUCAGCUAUGAUCACUGGUUAUGCUCAAAGUGGAGAUUCUCAAAAGGCUCUGAAGCUCUUCUCUAAGAUGCAUUUUUCUGGGAUAAAGCCCAGUGAGUUUACCGUUGUUGGCGUUCUUAAUGCUUGCAGUGAUAUUGGUGCUGGUGAAGAAGGAAAGCAAGUGCAUAACUAUUUAUUGAAGUUGGGAUUUGAGUUCCAAAUGUACAUAAUGACAGCUUUGGUUGACAUGUAUGCAAAAUGUGGCUGUACAGCAGAUGCUCAGAAAGGUUUUGAUUAUUUACAAGAACCUGAUAUUGUUCUGUGGACAUCCAUGAUCGCAGGUUAUGUACAAAAUGGGGAGAAUGAAGAUGCUUUAAGCUUGUAUGGUAGAAUGCAGAUGGAAGGGAUUUUGCCCAAUGAUCUAACAAUGGCCAGUGUCUUAAAAGCAUGUUCAAGCCUUGCUGCUCUGGAUCAAGGAAGACAGAUUCAUGCCCGCACUAUUAAGUAUGGACUCACUCUGGAAGUACCAGUUGGAAGUGCUCUUUCAACCAUGUAUGCAAAAUGUGGGAGUCUAGAUGAGGGAAACUUUGUAUUUAAAAGGAUGCCAGAGAGAGAUACGGUCUCAUGCAAUGCAAUGAUAUCUGGACUUUCUCAAAAUGGGUAUGGUAAAGAAGCUCUAGAUCUCUUUGAGGAAAUGCGACUAGACGGCACAAAGCCAGAUGCUGUCACAUUUGUGAAUGUUCUCUCUGCUUGUAGCCACAUGGGAUUGGUGGAGAAAGGGUGGGCGUACUUCAAAAUGAUGUUUGAUGAAUUUGGUAUGGUUCCAAGAGUAGAGCACUAUGCCUGUAUGGUUGAUGUCCUGAGUCGUGCAGGGAAACUUAAGGAAGCAAAAGAAUUUAUUGAGUCAGCAAACAUAGACCAUGGCUUGUGUUUAUGGCGCAUUUUAUUAAGUGCCUGUCGGAAUUACCGAAACUAUGAAUUAGGUGCCUAUGCAGGUGAGAAACUAAUGGCGUUGGGCUCACAAGAAUCAUCUGCUUAUGUGUUGUUAUCAAGUAUCUACAUUGCCUUGGGCAGGCCUGAAGAUGUGGAACGAGUCAGGAGCAUGAUGAGAGUUCGAGGAGUGAGUAAGGAGCCUGGGUGUAGCUGGAUUGAACUCAAGAGUCAUGUUCAUGUAUUUGUCGUUGGGGACCAAAUACAUCCACAUAUUAGAGAAAUACGAUUAGAGAUACGAAGGUUGAGCAAACAAAUAAAGGAUGAAGGUUACCAACCAGCUUCUGAUUUGCUUUUAUGACUUUAUUUAGUUGAUCAGUUCCAAUAAUGAACUGCCUCAAUUUUCAAUCUUGGGGAGUGGAAACGGAUUUGGAAACUUCAUAUACCUCCUAAAAUAAAAAAUUUUGUGUGGAGAGCACUCAGAGGCAUUCUCCCUACAAAGGUUAAUGUGCUGCGGAAGUGAUUUGACGGGGAUACUAUUUGCUCCAUUUGCGGGUUAGAGGAGGAUGACCUUCGUGUUUUUGUCCAUUGCCCCAAGGCUAAAGAACGUUGGAAUAUACUUGGCAUUUCUUUUCAGCCACAAGCUUUAUCUAAUCUCUGUGAUCGAUUUGCUUUCAUUUUUAGAGAUGUUGAUGUGGGUUUGCAUGAGAAAGUUUAUUCUGUGUUAUGGACCUUGUGGUACCACCGUAAUUUGUUAAUCUGGCAGGGAAAGAAUUCUGUUCCGCAUGAAA
Molecule: messenger RNA, 2809 nt
Organism: Hevea brasiliensis (rubber tree)
Lineage: Eukaryota; Viridiplantae; Streptophyta; Magnoliopsida; Malpighiales; Euphorbiaceae
Product: pentatricopeptide repeat-containing protein At2g33680
Exons: 2
Coding region: 268-2379 (703 amino acids)
Biological process (GO): RNA modification
Molecular function (GO): protein binding; RNA binding
Source: RefSeq, a predicted model, not a curated record